Schistosoma rodhaini is the source of this 618-nucleotide messenger RNA. Lineage: Eukaryota; Metazoa; Platyhelminthes; Trematoda; Strigeidida; Schistosomatidae. The record is from the annotation of a GenBank genome assembly.
AUGUCUCUUCUUUCAAACUGGGGUGGCAUUAAUUAUCAUAUUCAUUAUGACUUUUUAUUUGUUGAUGCCAUCUCUGUAGGCGCAGAAGUUGAUGCUGACGCGGGUAUCAAAGCAGGUCUAGAUGUUGGUGCAGGAAUCAAAGCUGGUCUAGGUGUUGGUGAUGGUGUAGGAAUCAAAGCUGGUCUAGGUGUUGGUGAUGGUGUAGGAAUCAAAGCAGGUCUUGGUCUUGGUGAUGGUGUAGGAAUCAAAGCUGGUCUAGGUGUUGGUGAUGGUGUAGGAAUCAAAGCAGGUCUUGGUCUUGGUGAUGGUGUAGGAAUCAAAGCUGGUCUAGGUGUUGGUAGGGGAGCGAGAAUCGGAAAUGGUUUGAUUAUUGGUCGUGGUGGUUAUCGAAAUGUACGCAAUCUUUUAAUAGGCAAAGGAUUGGGUCGUUUAGCUCGUGGUACAACCAGUGCCAAAAGAGGUGGAGAAACAAGUGGUGGUAGUGGUGGUGUUGAAAGUUCAAGAACCGUUAAAAGAGAAGUAAUCAGAGAUCCAGGUCAAGAAGAUUCUGAGGAAACAGUGCAACGCAAGAAAAUUGUCAAAACAAGAGAGAUCAGAGAAGUUCCAGUGGAAGAUUAA